Molecule: messenger RNA, 1767 nt
Organism: Funneliformis geosporum
Lineage: Eukaryota; Fungi; Glomeromycota; Glomeromycetes; Glomerales; Glomeraceae
Source: the annotation of a GenBank genome assembly
UACCGAAAUCCUGUACCAGAUGCUAAUGACCUUUCGCUGGGUCGAAAAUCCAUGUCUGGAAUAGCAUCAGUCUUAGCAGGUUCCGAUAAUCUAACAACAGGAAUCCAAGACAAUGUACGUCCUUUACUUGACCAUAGUGGUUUGUCAAGAUAUGAAGCUAAUAAGGCUCUUGUGGAAGAAUUAGGCGAAUCUUUUGUGGGAAUGAUUAAUAAAGAGACUUGGAGUGUUGAAAAAUUUAAUGAUUUUAUAAAUGCUGCUUCACAGUUUAUGUUUAUGAAGGAAAUGCGAAAGGCUGUAUUAGCUGCUUGCGUUAAAUAUCAUGACCGGAUAUCUUCUGAUAUGUAUGAUUGGCUAGUGAACGAUCCGAACAUUGUAGAUGAGGCACCAAUAAGUAUUAAAAGAGAAUUAUUCGCUCGUGAUAAAUCAUUAUUCCGACUUUAUGUAACCCCACUUUUCGAAGAAUAUUUGAAAGAUCAAAGUUUGUAUUUUCUCAGCAGAGAAAUGAGAGGAACUAACAUAAACGAUGUUUUAGACUUUAGAAUGAAUAAUAAAGGUCUUCAAGACAUCAUAAAUAUGAUUGGUGAAAACAACAUAUUGUUUGAUGAAAUGCAAAAUCUCAUCAGAAUUUGGUUUUUUGACAAUGGAUGGUCUAGAAUUUGUUCAUUUCGCUUCGAUUUUUUCAUGGGAAUGCAAAAAGCGGACCGUAUUCAAAUGUGUAAACGUGAUCAUUCGUUUAAUUUUAUUUGGUACGUAAAUUCCGGAAUAAGAAAAGGAUUUGAUUCAAACCGUAUUAAUGAAUUGAUAAACAUGUACAACAAAGCUAAAAAAUCAGCAUCCCCAGACAUCAUCGAACUUGCGAUGGUUUUUCAAGAUCCUCUUGUCGUGAGCGUUUUUUCUGCUCGAAUAGUAGAUAUCUUACGAAAAUAUGUUGAUAAAUCAUUAGAAAGACUACCAUCGCGACUUGUCAAUAAUCUUGAUGAAAAAGAAUUCUAUGAAGGCUUUUAUAAACACUUAUUAUUCAUGAUGGUUGAUGAUAGACAAAGGGAAGCAAAAGAAAGUAAUAAAGCCCGUAAAGAGAAAACUCAAGAUGUAAUUGAUAUCCAAGAAAUACCACCUACGCCUUCUUGGAUUUCAUUUGGCGAAGCGGAAACCCAUUUAUUGAAGAAAAGUGAUCCUGCUAGAAAGAUCUUUUGUCAGUAUAUCGUGGAAAGAACUGAUAAAGGUGAUCCAGUUGCAGUGCAUCGAUGUUUACCAUUUAUAUAUGCAUCAUUACCACGCAAUGAAAAUGACUUUAUGCAUUUAGAAAUGUACGAAUCUAUGUAUCAAUCGGUCGUAACUAUAAUCAUCAAAUCGCAUCGAGUUCGUGUACUUUGUUCUGAAAGAUGGAGAUCUGUUAUAACUGACUUGAUCAAUAUUACACCUUGGAGAUUAAGUAUUCAAGAAUUAGUUGUAAAACUAUUUAUAGAAUUUUAUAGUGAUGAGGUUGCCAACCAAUUGACAACUUUAGGCUGUGUAGAACGAAUGAAAUUAGUGAGAGAAUGGGCUGAAAGAAUGUGCAUCACGGGAGUAAAUAUGAAAACCGGCGACGUUAAAGCACUAAGACAUAAGUAUUUGCUUAUGAUUUUUAGGUCUACACAGGUUGUAAGUGGAAUCUAUUCCAUAAGACCCGAUGUUUGUCCGGUAUUAUGGGAAAUCGCUUUUCAAGGAAAUAAGGAUGUUAAUUUGAAUGCAAAAGACGCAAGAGCGUUGUUAGAAAUGUAUUUAUAA